GUCUUCCAUCCACGGGUCAUCUUUUUCAAUUUUCUUUCCUCUCAUCCACGUCUUCCACGAACAAGCGAAGCGAUGAAGGUGACUGACGGUGCGCACGACUCGGGUGGCUGGAUAAUGCGGCUGGCUGGACUUCGGCGGGACCGUCGCCGGCUUAGGGCUUUAAACCCUAGGCCGAGCUGAGGACGACGACUGAGGGCGCGGACGACGUUGGCCGAGUGUUCAUUCCGUCAUGGCGCAGAGAAGAAGAUUCAGGAUGGGGGGAACAAAUGAGUCUUUCAUAAUCUGGAUAUUGGCUGUUCAAGUGACUUUAUGUUCAUCUUCAGCACUUCUUUCCUUUUCUUCUGUUUUUUAGAUACUCAUCAAUUUAUUUUACGGUCAAGGAAGUUGUGCACAAGAUCAACUUAUGGACAGAGAUGCCGUGAACUUGGAGAAUAUGUACUCGGGUCUUCAACAUAUGUAAUUUCAUGUGAUUCUCCACAAAGUUCUGGGAAAAUUCACAAACUGGAGGGUGAUUUGUGUAGGCUGAACUAUCAUGGUGGCGAUUGUGACCAUUCUGCUCUGCAUAAUGCCAAACCUGAAGACCUUCACCAAAAGAUGUUUGUUGUUCUCAUUUAUUGAACACAAGAGCAAUAUUCAGAGGAGCGAUGAAAGGGAAGCUGAUUGUAUUAUACUAUCAUGUUCCCUUCCUCCCAAGAGGAUACCAAGGUUUCAGUUGCUGUACAAAGAUGUGUAACACUCUGAUGUCUAUGCUGCAAGAGAGAAGAACGACAUCUAUAUGCCUUGAGACAAAUACCUCCACGAGGAGGCUCAGAAGAAGGUUACCGGAUGCUUUUUGUACAUGGAGAUGUGAUUGUUUUCCUGAUGAUCUUUGUUCCAUGGGCGAGCUCCUUCCACAGCAAUGAUGCAGCCACUCUGUUCCGAGUCAAGACCCGGCAACUCGGCGACCCGAACGGCCAACUCAGCGACUGGGUCGAUUCCAUCAACGCGCCAUGUAACUGGACUGGCAUUACAUGUGAUCCUCUCUCUCACGCCGUCGUCUCCAUUGAUUUCCCCACUUUUGGGCUCUCCGGCGGAUUUCCGGCGGAACUUUGCCGGAUUCCCACCCUUCGAAGUCUCAAUCUCACCAACAACAACUUCGGCGAGGCUAUAUCUCCGGACGCCAUCUCUUUGUGCUCUCAUCUUGAGAAACUGGACCUCUCCCUCAAUUUAUUCGUCGGGGAGCUUCCGGAGCUUUUCGCCGGAUUCAACAGCCUCACCACUCUGGUUCUCGCUUCCAACAACUUCUCCGGCGAAAUUCCGGCGAGCUUCGGCCGCUUGCGGAAGCUUCAGAUUCUCGAUCUCGUCAAUAACCUCUUCAACGGUUCGCUCCCCGAGUUCAUCGCGAAUCUCACCGAGUUGACGUAUCUAGGAAUCGCCAUGAAUCCUUUCGGCUCCACCCCAUUGCUUCCCUCAAUCGGACGGCUGAAGAAGCUCCGGAACCUCUUCGCGCGCGGGGCGAAUCUCACCGGAACCAUCCCAAAUUCCAUCGGAAACCUAAUCUCUCUCCAGAACCUCGACCUCUCCGAAAACAGCCUCGCCGGGGAAAUUCCUGAUACGAUCGGAGAUCUGAAAAGCGUCGUACAGAUAGAGCUUUACGGCAACCAGCUCUCCGGCGAAUUGCCGGACACAUUCUGGAAUCUCAGCUCUCUACUUCGCAUUGAUCUUUCACUGAACAACCUGACUGGUAGAAUUCCCGAGAGUCUCGCAAGUUUACAUGUGGAGUCGCUGUAUCUCAGCGAAAAUAAUUUACAAGGACAAAUUCCUGGAAGCAUAUCUCUCAAUCCGAAUCUCCUCUAUUUGAGGCUUUUCAGGAACAGAAUCUCCGGUACUUUGCCGGCGAACUUAGGUCUAAACUCAGAGUUAAGGGAACUGGAUGUUUCUGGAAACAAUAUAGAAGGUCCAUUACCUCCAAAUCUUUGUUUUAAAAGGAAGCUUCAGGUUUUGAUUCUCUUCAAUAACAGAUUCUCCGGCGCCAUUCCAGGAUCUUAUACUAGUUGUAGCUCUCUGACGUACGUGCGCAUCAAAGACAACGGACUCUCAGGAACAGUACCUGCAGGUUUCUGGAACUUGCCUGGCUAUGAACUCAUUGAAUUCCAGAACAACAAGCUUGAAGGCCCCAUUCCUCCCUCAAUCUCCAGUGCUCGGAGCUUAACCAAAAUUCUGGUCUCGGGAAACAAGUUUUCCGGUGGGGUGCCGCCGGAAAUAUGCAAAUUGCAGAAGCUGGUUGUUCUGGAUUUGAGCAAGAAUCGGAUUUCCGGUUCCUUGCCUUCGUGUGUAAUGAAUCUGAAGAAUCUUCAGCAGCUUGAACUUCAAGAAAACUUGAUCGAAGGUGAAAUACCAAAGUCAGUGAGUUCGUGGAAUGAAAUGACCGACCUGAAUUUAUCUUUCAAUCGUUUAUCAGGCGAAAUUCCAAGUUCGUUAGGGACAUUACAUGCAUUAAACUAUUUAGACCUCGCCGGAAAUAUGCUCACCGGAGGAAUUCCGGCGUCGUUGACCAAUCUGAAACUCAACAAGUUCAAUUUAUCUUAUAACAGGCUUGAAGGGGAAGUGCCUGCCGGGUUCGGAAACAGCUUAUUCCAUUCAAGCAUAAUGGGUAACCCGGGCUUGUGCUCGUCCGAUCUUGAAGGCCUCCCUUCAUGCCAGAAACCCAAACCCAUAUCCGGUUACCAGUUGGGCAUUAUAGCAUCCUGCAUAUUUGUCCUAGUGCUAUUACUCCUCUGGAGUUUGAUGAGGACAAAAAAGUCCCUGGGGAGAAGUAAAAAGACCAUAUUUUCAUGGAGCAAUACCGCAUUCGCACAUGAUGGGUUUCAGGAAUCAGAAGUGUUGGCUUCUCUGACCAAUAAGAACAUCGUUGCAAUGGGUGGGUCGGGUCAGGUCUUCAAGGUCCAUCUGAAAACCGGGCAGAUUGUUGCAGUUAAGAAGCUCUGGGAGGCUAAAUGGGAGGGAGAAUCCAUAAGUGUGUUCAAAACAGAGGUGGAGAUUCUAGGGAGAGUCCGUCACAGGAAUAUAGUGAAGCUUCUGCACUGUAGCAUUGGUGAAGAUUACCAAAUAUUGAUGUAUGAAUACAUGGAGAAUGGGAGCUUAGGAGACGUAUUACACGGAGACCACGGCGGUUUACUGUUGGAUUGGCCAAGGAGGUUCGACAUCGCGGUGGGGGCUGCUAAGGGACUGGCCUACUUGCACCACGACUGCACCCCGGCUAUUAUACACCGCGACAUCAAAUCUAACAACAUUUUGUUGGACUCAGAGUUCAUGCCCAAGGUUGCAGAUUUUGGGUUGGCCAAGAUGCUCCGCCGAGAUAUCCCAACUGCUGAAGAACCCAUGUCCAAUGUCGUUGGCUCCUAUGGCUACAUUGCACCAGAAUAUGCCUACACGCUGAGGGUCACAGAGAAGAGCGAUGUUUACAGCUACGGCAUUGUAUUGUUGGAACUGUUAUGUGGUAAAAGGCCAAAUGACGACUCCUUUGGCGAGAAUAAGGACAUUGUACAGUGGGUUUCGGGCGUUGCGGCCUCGUCCGUGCAACAAUUGGGCGAUCUGAAUCAGAUUAUAGACCCGAGGAUGAAUCAAUCUGCGGGUGAUCACUAUGAAGAGAUGAACAGGGUUUUAUAUGUGGGGCUUCUUUGUACAUCAGCCUUGCCCGUAAACAGGCCCUCCAUGAGAAGGGUCGUCGAGUUGCUCCAAGAUAUUUGAUACUAUCAGAUAGGCUGUCGUUAAGGGCAAUUUGUUUUGUUACCUUGCUGGAAAUAUUCUUUCAGGAUUCUUGGCGUAGGGUACAUAUGUACCAAAUGUGUGUAAACAUAAUUGGGAUUGUUUACAAAUGGUCGUUUUUUUGGCUUCUUGUUGGGAGUUUGUUCAAAUUUUAAGGGCUCCGCGUCCUAUCAGAGGAGAGCAAUGCUACGUUCACAAAUAGAAUGAUCACAAAUUCCAUAAACUUACUAUUUAUGG
Messenger RNA from Cuscuta campestris, 3984 nucleotides. The record is from the annotation of a GenBank genome assembly. NCBI's taxonomy places the organism in Eukaryota, Viridiplantae, Streptophyta, Magnoliopsida, Solanales, Convolvulaceae.